AUGUCCAACGCCGAUGAGCAGUUCGUUCCCAAGGGAGAGAGGGCCGAGGUCCCUUACGCGGAUGAUGGAGCCGCAGCAAAGGAGGACGCGAAGGUUGCAGAGAGCGAGGAGACCGGCAAGGUCACCAAGGAUGAGGUUGAAGGUUUGAAGGAUUCAAUUGGCGGCGGGGAGGUCCUUGACGAUUCGGAGGGAUACACCCGUUCCUCCAACAAGACGGACGGAUAUGAGGCGAAGGAGCAAGAGCUUGACCAGAAAGUUGAACAAGCUAUCGCAAACCAUCCACAUCUUGAUCCACAUCUGAACAUCUUACUGCUACACUACAACCUCACCUCAGCUACAUAUCACCUCGACGAAUUCGAAAUGCCGUCCAAAACGCCCUACUUCGGUUUCUCCAAAGUUAUGCUCGCCGACCUCGGCGAUGCCGACCAGAUCAAGGCCAUCUUCACCAUCCCGACCAACCCAAUUCCUCCCCCAAUCGCAGACAUCCUCGCCGUCCACGCGUACUCGGAAAGCCCCCUGGACGCCAUACGGUCGAGUACGCUGGUAGACCAGCUAUGCGAGGCGUAUAAGGCAACGUGGAGCCCGCAGACGAGAGCCUGGCUAGCCAGGCACCAUCCGGACACUUCGGCUCCUGACAGGUCAAUGGCUCUCGUAAAAACCGCUGUCACGCUCAUGGAGAACCUGCCGCCGAUCCUUGGUACCUACGGUGGAUCGAAGAUUACGAGCCACGGUUCCGUCUCGCGGUGGCUGCAGGACAUUUCAGAUAUCCGCCCAUCACUCGUAUUGCCAAGUCUACUCGAUCAAGUGAGAGCGCGCGCACCUCAGCUUCUCGGCGGCGCCACCACGGGACCCGUCGCAUCCGCCAGCAGCGCCUUUGAAGCGGAGGUCUAUCUGCUACGUCUGGGAGAGAGAGCUGCAGAGCUGAAGAAGGCUUUGGCUACCGGUCCGAAUGUCCCGCACUUCCGUUUGCGGUACAACCUGAAAGCUCGCCGCACGCUUGUCUACAACGACCGCGCCAGCCUCCUUCGCGAACUGAAGGCCGACGCUGUCGAGCGGAUUAUGGGCAGCGACCGUGGUGACACGGACCAGUUCCAUCGGGGCAACGUGGAGCGCCAAUUGGACCGAUGGGAGAAGGAUUACUGCACCGACGAGUACAAGAGCUACGAGCAGCUCAAGCUCUUGGCCAUGUCGGGGGACGUACACCUCACCCCGGAGUUCCUCAUGGAAACUGGGUUCUCAACCGGCGAGCUGCUCGGCGACGAGACCGCCGAAUCCGUCUACGAGCAAUCCGCCUGCUAUCUCAAGUUCCAACUCCUGGACGUCAACGACGCGGAUGUCUUAAAGGCCUCGCUCAACGGGACAACGGUAGCCUGCGGGAAUCGGAUUGCCAACUUCUGCGCUGCCCCCUCCCCGUCCUACGUUCCUCGGCGGUUCCGGCGCGCGGAAAAGUACGGGAACAAGGUGUACGCCCACCACACCGGCCGUUUCAAGAACGGUGUCGGCAAUCGGCGUCAGGGUGAGCGAGGUUUCGGUCCGCUGAAACCGGCGGAGUCAGCGUGGCGCACUAUCGUCCAGGUCGGAGGAGGGGCGUCGAAGCUCCGGUACUACAGGCUCGCCGACUAUACCAAGCUCACCCAUGCCGCAUGGGCGGAGAAAUACAUGUGGGACGAACUCAUCUUUUCGGUGAUGUUUUGGAACUCAUGCCAUUCGAACUCCGCUUGGCCCGGAGGCGACGCACCGUACCCACCCCUGGUGCCCGGGGAGACGAUCGGUCGCGCCGCCGUCGUCGCGGAGGCCCUCCAGGCAGAUCUCGAAAAAGUCGUAAGGGGGUAUGUCUUAUCGGUGUUGAAGUCGAACCCACAGCUGGACGUAUGCACCGCGUUGUGCCUGCGCCAACUCGGAUUUGACCGACGAGAGCGGGACGCGCAUGCCUUUGUCACGGCCCAUCGAUAUCAUCAGGGGCACACCAUAUCGCGGGACUGGCGGAGCAACAAACGCGGCCGCGCCAACAAAGUCGUCAUCACCGGACUUGAUCAGGAUGUGGAGAUCCCAGUGCGGAAACACAGCGAAAGCACGGGCAUCAUCUCCCUCGAGCUGCACAUGUUCGUCCUCGGGCAGGUCACGGAGACCGCUAUCACGCUUCGCCCUGCUGGCGUCGACCUGCACCGUUGGGGGCCCACCAGAGAUCCACUGGACGCCACGGUUCGCGCCGAAGUGCGGACGGACCAGGACGGAGUGUGGAAAAAGGCAGCCCGUGCCGCGCGUUCGAAAGAGUCGCCAGUCAAUUCGAUCACUGUCCGCUUCGGCCUGCUCGAGCCGAGGGACAGGAUCGGGCAGCCUUACGACCCCUGCAACCCCCCACUUGGCAUCUACAUGGUCGACUGCGGUACGAAGCACUGGCUAGGGACCAAACGCAGCGGCAUCCUGUCCUUCCAGUUCCAACAGGAAGCGAUGGCGCUACUUCUCGGUCUCCCGGUGGAACGGCAGACGCAGCGAGACCUGGCGUUCUUCACGGUCAUCCAGCAGCAGUCGUCAGCGGCGGUACCUGCGUCCGUCAAUCCCUCACAGUCGGUUCCCCCCUCGCAGUCGGCGCCAAGUCUCUUGCCGUCGCCCCCGAAAUCCAUCCAGGCCCAGUGGAAGAAGCUCGUUGAUGCCGAAGCCGAAGCCAACAGGGAGCGUCAAGGCAUCAGCCCCUCGCCUCUGAACCGUCCCCUGGGGUUUGCUGACUACCGCAAACCGGAUCUACUCAAGGCAUGGAUGGACUCCAUCCAGGUUCAGCGCGAUUUCCUUCUCGGCAUCCGCGACACCUACGAUGUAUCCAAGCUGGACGGCGCUGCGAAGUUUACUGUCUGA
Molecule: messenger RNA, 2853 nt
Organism: Dioszegia hungarica
Lineage: Eukaryota; Fungi; Basidiomycota; Tremellomycetes; Tremellales; Bulleribasidiaceae
Exons: 10
Coding region: 1-2853 (950 amino acids)
Source: RefSeq, a predicted model, not a curated record